AUGCCGUGUCGGACUUCAACAAGUCAUUUCUUCAAAGUGGGCACCGGUGGCACAGGCUCGGUUGGCUACGCCUUUGUGAAGGCGCCCCCGAUCCGAUCGGUGGAGGACGGUAGACCGCUGCAGCUUCGAGGGUCAACGCCCACAGUGUCCAACGCUUCCACGGCCAAAAGGCGCAGCCAUUUCAGCACCUGGCAGGUGGCGACCGGCCUCGGCCUCGUGGCAUCCGCCAAGGUGGCUCGUGCGUCGACAGAGGUGGAUUGGACUGGGAGUGCCACAGGCUGGGGGCGGAUUCGGCAGAAGUCCAUUUUGGAUGUGGAUUGGCUCAACAUCCACGGCGUCAUGACGUUGUCCGCGGUGGUCCUCUUUGUGGCACAGAUCAGUCGCAUCUUGGCGCACCAGAAGCCAACCGAAUUAGAGGUUUGGCUCACGGCCAUGGUCUACCUCCCUUGGAUCUACUUCUGCUGGAGGGAUUCCGAACAGCUCGAGAACCACUACGCGGUGACCUUCUAUGCCUCCUGUGGUUGGGCGGUGAUGUCUUUGUCCUCUCUCUUUUCGGUGCUCUAUCAAGACAAGUACCCGGACUUCGCCUUUGGCGUCCUGCUGUUUGGGAAUGCGAUCUUUGCAGUGGCGUGCCUCUACUUCUAUAGCUACCAUUGGACUCGCAUGUGGCGGCAUUUUACACAAAACCGCUUCCGGCCCUUGUGGAUUCCCGGCUUGCUGGGCUUGAUGUGUCUCCAUUUGCUGACUCCUCUGGAUCUGAUGAAACGCUUGGAUGACCCGGGAUGGUGGAAGACUGUUUGCCAAGUGUACAAUGAUGAGUGGUGGUGGGUGGCGGACGUGCGGAUCAUCGAGUUGUUCGUGACGGCGGCCGCUCUGUUGCUGAUCAUCCUCCACAUCCAGGGUGUCUUCACUGGAAUGAAGAAUGCUGCCGUCGUUGUCAUUGGGACGAUCUUUGCUCCUUUGGGCCUUAUGGUCCUCGAAAGCACCUGGUUGAGGGCCUCUGCUUGGCAGCACUACCUCAUGGUUGGACCAAAGUACUGGUAG
Molecule: messenger RNA, 1044 nt
Organism: Durusdinium trenchii
Lineage: Eukaryota; Dinophyceae; Suessiales; Symbiodiniaceae
Source: the annotation of a GenBank genome assembly